AUGAAAACAAAAAUUGUUAUAGACAUACCAUCUAUUCCAUUAUUAGCAUCUAUGUUGACACACCUGAUUGCAUUGGAAAAACAAUUAACAUACAUUUUGGCUGUUACUUUUUCACCAUCAAGAAAGUCAAAUUAUAUUCGAGAAUUCCCAGUUUUUCCUCAAUUAAAAUUAUUGAUGAAGGGAUAUGUUUACUUAGAUAAAGAAACCAUCGGUUAUGGAACUGCAAGAGCAGCUCAAUAUGGUACUGGAGAAAUUGAUAGAGUCAUGAACAUGAUUUGA
Entrophospora candida is the source of this 279-nucleotide messenger RNA. The record is from the annotation of a GenBank genome assembly. NCBI's taxonomy places the organism in Eukaryota, Fungi, Glomeromycota, Glomeromycetes, Entrophosporales, Entrophosporaceae.